AAGGUGACUUGCUUCAUGCUGCAUCACAUCGAGGAACCCUGCUCCCUGGGGGCUCACGCGGCUGUCAUUGUGCCACCCACCUGGAUCAUUAAGGUGAAGAAACCUCAGAACUCUCUGAAGGCUUCCAAUCGGAAGAAGAAGAGAACAAGCUUUAAAAGGAAAGCCAGUAAAAGAGGAUCUGAACAAGAAAACAAAGGCCGUCCCUUUGUGAUAAAACCAGUCUCUUCUCCUCUCAUGAAACCCUUGCUUGUGUUUGUGAACCCCAAGAGUGGAGGCAACCAGGGAACAAAAGUCCUGCAGAUGUUCAUGUGGUACCUGAAUCCACGGCAAGUCUUUGAUCUUUCUCAGGAAGGGCCAAAAGAUGCGCUUGAGUUGUAUAGGAAAGUACCAAAUCUGCGGAUUCUGGCCUGUGGUGGCGAUGGAACGGUGGGCUGGAUCCUUUCUGUCUUGGACGAACUGCAGCUGAGUCCUCAGCCUCCCGUCGGAGUCCUUCCUCUGGGGACUGGCAACGACCUGGCUCGAACUCUCAACUGGGGAGGGGGCUACACUGAUGAACCUGUUUCUAAGAUCCUUUGCCAAGUAGAAGAUGGGACUAUUGUACAGCUAGAUCGCUGGAACCUCCAUGUGGAAAGAAACCCUGACUUGCCUCCCGAAGAACUCGAAGAAGGCGUGUGUAAGCUUCCUCUGAAUGUUUUCAAUAAUUACUUCAGCCUUGGAUUCGAUGCCCACGUCACGCUGGAGUUUCAUGAAUCCAGAGAAGCAAAUCCAGAGAAAUUCAACAGUCGUUUUCGAAAUAAAAUGUUCUAUGCAGGGGCAGCUUUUUCUGAUUUCCUGCAGAGAAGCUCUAGAGAUCUAUCCAAACAUGUUAAAGUUGUUUGUGAUGGAACAGAUCUCACCCCAAAGAUUCAGGAACUGAAGUUCCAGUGUAUAGUAUUUUUAAAUAUACCCAGAUAUUGUGCUGGCACAAUGCCCUGGGGGAACCCAGGGGAUCACCAUGAUUUUGAACCUCAGCGUCACGAUGAUGGUUAUAUUGAAGUCAUCGGGUUCACCAUGGCCUCUUUGGCCGCCCUGCAAGUCGGGGGUCACGGGGAAAGGUUGCACCAGUGUCGGGAGGUGACGCUGCUGACUUACAAGUCCAUCCCCAUGCAAGUGGACGGGGAGCCCUGCAGGCUGGCCCCGGCUAUGAUCCAGAUCUCCCUGAGGAAUCAGGCCAACAUGGUGCAGAAGAGCAAGAGGAGAACAUCCAUGCCUUUACUCAAUGAUCCCCAGUCUGUCCCAGACCGCCUGAGGAUCCGGGUGAACAAAAUCAGUUUGCAAGAUUACGAAGGAUUCCACUACGACAAAGAGAAGCUCCGGGAAGCUUCCAUCCCUCUGGGCAUCCUAGUGGUACGUGGAGACUGUGAUCUGGAGACUUGCCGCAUGUACAUAGAUCGCCUACAGGAGGAUCUGCAGUCAGUUUCUUCUGGCUCCCACAGAGUUCAUUACCAGGACCAAGAAACCUCCUUCCCCAGGGCACUCUCAGCUCAGAGACUCUCUCCACGGUGGUGCUUUCUAGAUGCAACUUCUGCUGAUCGCUUUUAUCGAAUAGACAGAUCUCAGGAACAUUUGCACUUUGUGAUGGAGAUUUCUCAAGAUGAGAUUUUUAUUCUGGACCCAGAUAUGGUGUUGUCACAGCAGGCAGGGACACCUCACCUGCUGGUCGUGGAGCAAGCCUCAGGAAUGUCAGACUGGUGGAACCCUGCCCUCCGGAAGCGCAUGCUGAGCGACAGUGGGCUGGGCACGAUCACUUCGUAUUAUGAGGACUCAGAUAUGAAAGAUCUCAGCCCCUCCCGUGUGCUACAGUCACCAGUCUCUUCAGAAGAUCACGCAAUUUUGCAGGCAGUAAUAGCUGGUGAUCUUAUGAAGCUAAUAGAAAGCUAUAAAAAUGGAGGCAGCCUGCUAAUUCAGGGACCAGACCGCUGCUCACUCCUUCACCACGCGGCCAAAACCGGCAACGGGGAGAUCGUGAAGUACAUCCUUGACCACGGACCUUCCGAGUUGUUGGAUAUGGCAGACAGCGAAACGGGUGAGACCGCGCUGCACAAGGCUGCCUGCCAGCGGAACCGGGCUGUGUGCCAGCUUCUGGUGGAUGCGGGAGCAUCUCUGAGAAAGACGGACUCCAAGGGUAAGACACCUCAAGACAGAGCACAACAGGCCGGGGAUCCUGAUUUGGCUGCUUACCUAGAAAGUCGUCAGAACUAUAAGAUCAUCGCCCAUGAGGACCUCGAAACCGCUGUUUGACCCUGGUAGAUGGGCAAAGAGAACCUGAGCAAGCGAGCGUAUCACCUAUGCCCUCCUGGAGAUCGGGCGGCUCCCCUGGAAGAAGCUGAUGGAAUCCAUAAACCUGUCUCUCUCCUGCAAGAAUCUAUCUGAGGCCAUGCCACCAGUUUUUGAGGGCCGUCAAGGUGUACGACAAAACAUGAUAACCCCCAGAGGACGAGGCAGGAUACCUGGAGAUUUGUGGAAUAUGAGUUCCACAAAAUACGAUCCUUAUUGCUUCCAGCAAGUAGCAUGAACUUCUGUGUUCACCUGUAUAAUUCAUUUUAAAGAUUCAAUGGAUGUUCGUACAAAUGGCACAGCUCCCCCCUCCCCCCACACCUUCAUCUCCCCCUAUACCACUCCGUUCUUCUGUAACUACCCAUCAAUUUAAAAAAUGCGAUAUGAUGUGUUCUCUUUACAUUCAGUCCGCCGAAGACCACAAGAUUCUCUCUGAAGGUCUUGUCAGACCUUCUGGAUGUCCUGCAGAAAUAUAACUCUCAAACCGCUUCCAGUCCCAAGACUAAAUAUACCAAGAUGAGACUUAGUGACUUUUGCAUGUCUCUCCUCCCUCCCCAAUCCUUUUUCAUCACAUAAGAGCUGGAGAGUGCCGCAGGGAUUAUGUCAACUUAUGUCUCUGGGGUGUGGUGAGGUGGCAUGGGCGUUGUCUGUUCUCAGAGGGACCUCGGGGAGGCAGCCCAGGAGUGGGCGCAGGUGGCGGGCUGUUGCCGAUGGCCCGAAGGACUGCUUCAGCUUGGGCUGUUUGUACAGCUCCAUACUGCCUAUGUGUAGCCAUCUUUGCCUUUUGCUGCAAUGGAGGAGAGCGAUGGAUGAAGUGAAGGCCCGUCUAGUUUGCAGAACCACUCAGCUUUAAGUGCUGUUUCAACUGCAGAGCAGAAAACCAUGUGUGGGAACUGUGGUCACAGGAAAUGGAGUUAGCUCUAUGACAGCGUUUACUUCUAGGCUUGUUUGAGCGAUAAUGGAAAGCAGGCUAAUGGACUUGAAAUAAAACAGCAGAAGCAAAAGUAGCAACAUAUGUCAAAAUAGCUCACUUAAGUAAGAAAACAGUCACUGGAAUGUUGCACAGAGGCUAAUAAGUAUAGACUUUUUUGGGUACAGUGGUGAUGGGGGCGGGGGAGCUGGUUUAGGUUUUCCUUCUAAGUUUUUGGUUUUCAUUAUCCCAAGUACGCCUCGUCCCAAGGACAGAACCUUGCUGUGUGGGUUCCACUGCCAGAUUUCGGGAUGUGUGGCUCUUUCUGAUGGAUGCCUCAUCUAUUACUUUUCAGGUCCCAAGGUCAUACCUGAUAGCACUACAGCCCAUUUUCAUGUAUGGGGCAGUCUACUCUAUUCUUUUCUCUGUUUUUUUCUACUAGAAAGUUCUUAAUACAAACCACUGAGGGAGCCCACAGCAGAAUUGCAACUCCUAAUCCUGCCACAGAGCAGUUGCUACUCAUAAGCACCUGUGUUAGGGACCCUGUGACAACCAAAAUAUUAGGAGAGAAAGUCUUCUCACUUAUGAUGAAACGAUCUACUCAAUUUGGAUAUAAGUCAGAAAUGGAAGUGGGUGAUCAAGGUUUUGCCUUCGGAUUAAACUGCUUUCUUCCAUUUUGCCCUUAGACACAAGCAACGUGCUUCCUUGGCAUUUCUGCAUGCGAGCAUAAAUGAUCAUUUCUCUACGUUUAAUUUAAAGGUCCAGUGGUGAGGCAUUGCUUCUCUGAAUCACAUUUUGGUCGCAUUUUGAAAAUACAGGUAUGAUAAUACCGUUAAGUAGGAACAGCCUCUCAGUGGAUAAGCUCUAAGUCUCUCCUUCGUCGUUUCAAGUUCAAAUAGUUGGCGUUAUUUUCAGCUGUUGGAGGAGGAGUUGGUUGUGACUAAUCUAUUUCCAUAUAUCAGUCUUAGAAAUGGAACUAUCUUUUGGGUUUUAUGGUGAGGGAAGGAGGGACUGCAGUAGAUUGUUUCCAGAAGCUGGAAAAAUUAUGCUCCAGGAGAAUUUAAUCACUGGGCUUCUGCUGGGAGUUUUUCAAUUGGUGGGACUGUCAAGGAGAUGUUGUGAUGACAGAAAUAUAAUCCUUAAAACAGACCGAAAUCUGGCUUCAAAUGGUGCCUUCCAUUCCCUAGACUGAGCCGAACACUUGGCCACGUACUCAGUUACCCAGCUGCCAUCACUGGGGUGAAGGAUUGUAUUUCCACCAACGACCAUCUCAUAUUUCUCCGUGAUGCUUCAAAGCAGCCCAGAGAAAAUUUAGGGUACAAGUGGCUGUGGGCCAAUUCAAAUAGCUCCAGUUGAAGUCACAAGUAAAUCUCUGGAAUGAAAAUAGAUGACAUACUGACUGCUGCCGGGGUCCUGGUACAUUUGGAAAUCAUUCUAAACAAAAAAAUAAUAAUUAUCAUUAUUAUAAUUUAAAAAGCGUGAGAGUCAUACAUUACUGAUGGAGAAUGAUAUAAGACCAACUCAAAUAUCUCUUUGAAAAAGCAAACACACCCAGGACUUGGGCUUUCCAAAAAAAAAAAAAAAUCGGAAAUGAGCUUCAACAUUAAAUCUACCUGCCGUAGCAUUUUAGUUUUUAAUUGAUCAUUGCGUAUGAUAGUCCUGGGCUUUAGAAAGAGUUGAAGCCAUAUGCUUCAAGAGUUUCCAGCUCAGCUGAGGUACGCGGUAUCCCUCUUUUAAUGAGCCCCCGGCAAGCACAGAAGCAAAUGGUCUGGCCCCGGUCUGAAAAACGCACAUAACUUUAAUUUAAAAGACAUAAAACUGUAUACCUAUAGAAAUAUCAUUUUCUAAAGAACCUGCUGUGACAGUACUACAAGAGUGGCUGGCUGGGCAGACAUUCCUUUUCGUUUGACUCAAAUGAGCCCUUUGUGUUGGAGGCCCUGUCUGUCCUGGGAAUCCAUUUUUAGGUUAUCUGAUAGAGGGAUGAGAAAUGGAGAGUUAUGAAAAGACAGCGCGAUCUAACCUUACAGGUAGUCAUUUCUGAAGCCUCAUUUUCCAGGAGUAUACAUGUGAGGAAAUAGAACCCAGUUAAGCUCUGCUUUAUCGCAUUUGAGGCCAUGAUAAAGAACAGGAGCCAAGAAGGAAAUAAACACCACAGCUGAGAAUUUCACUUUGUGAGUUCUGGUCCCCUCUGUAGAGGUUACGACCUCAAACCAACACAAUUUCAGAAACAGGAUUUAACCAGCACAUACACGGCCAUGAAGGUAGUGAUGACUGAGAGGAUGUCUCAUCGCCCCGUUGCUCACUACCCUUUCGUAAGAGCUGGCCCAGUGCUUACAGGUAGAUCUGUUUGCAAAGAACGUACUCAGCAGGUGGUUACUUUUCA
Pteropus alecto (black flying fox) is the source of this 5609-nucleotide messenger RNA. It is a transcript of the gene DGKI, whose product is annotated as diacylglycerol kinase iota. Lineage: Eukaryota; Metazoa; Chordata; Mammalia; Chiroptera; Pteropodidae. Gene Ontology annotation, molecular function: protein binding; ATP-dependent diacylglycerol kinase activity. Gene Ontology annotation, biological process: lipid phosphorylation; intracellular signal transduction; diacylglycerol metabolic process. Gene Ontology annotation, cellular component: nucleus. The transcript is spliced from 27 exons. Bases 16 to 2280 code for a protein of 754 amino acids. The record is from RefSeq and is a predicted model, not a curated record.